This is a messenger RNA of Emiliania huxleyi CCMP1516, 981 nucleotides long. RefSeq lists its product as hypothetical. The record is from RefSeq and is a predicted model, not a curated record. The transcript has a single exon. The coding region runs from base 1 to 981 and encodes 326 amino acids. Lineage: Eukaryota; Haptophyta; Isochrysidales; Noelaerhabdaceae.
AUGACGGUGGACGAGUUUCCGGGCUCGGUCCAUUCGCUGGAUGUGCUCGUCUUCACCUUGGUGCUUCUGGUGCUCGCGCACACCCGCGGCUCGCCAUGGAAGCUUGCGCUCGCCGCCGCGUCGCUCGCGCUUGGCCUCCUGACCGAGCAGCUCAGCCUGCGGUUGGGAGGGACGCACUGCCACGCGAGUGGGAUUGUCAACGUCUCGACGUGCUCCUCGGCCAACUCGGUCUUCUGGUACAUUCCGUGGGUCUACACGGGCGUGACUUGUGCCCGCCGCCUGACCGACGAACGCUCGUGGGCCUUUCCUCUGCUCAGCGGUAUGCUCUUCUUCGGGCUGUGCGGAGUGUACGAAGCGCAGGGUCCGCUGGUGGGCUGGUGGCGCUGGCCGGCGGCCGAUGGCCUUGUCGCGUCUGGCUGCACCAUCUGGCAGGCGGGGCCACUCGGGCUCGACGCGCGCGGCCUCGUUGCGUCACCGCACGUGAUGGAGGCGCUCGGCGAGCGGCUCUUCGGCGUGCCGGUGAUGGCGCCCUACUUCCACUUCGCCUUCGGCUGGGGAAUCGCCGUGGUCUAUCAGCUCACCGCCUUCAAGUCGCACGCGCUGCCGGUACUCCUCGGGCCGACAAUCGCACUCGUCUGGGACCCCGCCAUGCGGGUCGUCUGCACCGCCUUUGGCGCCAGCAAGUUGGCGGCGGUCUGCGCGCUGAUGCUCGGCUCGACGUUCGCGGCUCUGGCGCUCUCAGCGCCGCCACAGCCCUCUCCUCCGCGCGACCUGCUCCUCUUCUCCAUCCCACUCCUCUCCGGCACGACCUUUGCCCUGCAUGCGAUCGUCGGCGCCGGCGCCCUUCGCGAGCCGCCGGAGCUCAAGCUCUUCGUGGUGACGCUCGCGCUCUGCGCCACGCUCCUGUUCGCACGCUCCUGCGGCCUCCUCCCGCGCGUGCCGAUCGCGAGCACGGCGACCGAGGCGAAGAAGUGGGCGUGA